AUAGACACCGACCUGAACGGACAGCCCACACGGCAGCGCCUACUACCACCGACCGACUGAACCGACUGUCGCAUACAGAGCGAAACGGAAGAGCGCAUAUUUUUUUUAUUAUUGUGUCGGUAUUCGUUCCUCAAACUCAUGGUUAAUGGUGAGAACAUUACUUGCUCCGAAAAAUAACAUAGUAGGACAUCGCCUCGUUCGGUCACAUUCCACCAGAAAAGACUCUCACCGAGUGGUGUCACAUAUAGGAAGGAAGCACGUCGCCUACUUUCAUGUCCGAAAAAAAGACAAAUAACCAUCGCAGGAAAUGCAUUUAAGGCGUUAGAAAGGAUUUUCCUGUGUUGUGAUGUUGAGUGCAAUUCAAAUUUAUUAACAUGAAUGGUGUGCAAUCGAAUGUGUAAAAGUUAUAGGAAAGAAAUAGUCAGCAGAGAAGUUUCCGGAGCGCAGCUGAAGACAAGUGCGUAAAUCAUGUCAAUAGAUUUGGUGAAAAAUCGAGAAUCCAUGGUGAAAGCCUGGACGACGGUAGUUGACACGAAGAGCUCCACCAACUGGGCCCUGUUUUCGUACGAGGGUCAGACCAAUGUGCUCAAACUGCAGGAAACCGGCGAGGAUGGAAUAUCCGAACUGGCAGCCGAGUUCAACUCGGGCAAAAUUCAAUACGGGUUCGUGCGGGUCGAUAACAAGGAGACUGGAAUUGCAAAGUUCGUGUUCAUCAAUUGGCAGGGUGAGGGAGCGCCUACUGCGCGCAAAGGAACCUGUGCCAAACAUGUAAGAGACGUGACAAAUUUGUUACACGGAGCGCACAUCACAAUUCACGCUACCAACGAAGAUGAUGUCGAGGAAGCGCUGGUGCUAGAAAAGCUGCAGAAAGUAAUCGUUAACGAUUUCAAGGUCAAAGAUUACUCACAGGCCAACGGCCAAUCACGCGUUCUGACUCUGACCAAAAUGUGGAACUCAGGCGAAUCUGAUGUUCAGAAACCGGUUGGCACCAACUACAGUCGAGUCAUUCCAACGAAGGAGAUCAACCCAGCCGAGCGCGAUGAGUUCUGGCGAAAGGAGGAAGAGGAGGAGAAGCAUCGUUUGCAGCUGGAGUACGAUCGAAAGCUGCAGGAAACGGUUAAGCUUGAAGAGGAGCGACGUCGUCGCGAGGAGCGUGAAUUUGAGAAACGAGAAGCGGCACUCGAAGCGCCGCAGAGUCCGGACAAAAACUAUGCUCGGCAAACCUCGGACAGCUCGAAGACAGAGCGGGACCGUGAGAUCAAACAGAUCGUAGAAGCCAGCGGUAAGGUCAGCUCGGCCAAGGCACGCUUCUUGAACAGCGCCCUGAGUCCAAUACACAUCCAGCAAACGGUAGCCCCGGAAUUGAUCAUGUCGCCAGAUUCAUCCAAUGAAGAAACCAGCUUGAUCAAUGAACUGAAGGCCGAAGUGGAAGCGGAACAGAAUGGCGGGCAAAAUGGGACCACGGCGGAACCGGUGGUUCAAGAGUUUUUCGAUCCGAAUGCGACUAUCGAUCUGUCGGACGAGGACAACAUGAUCAAGGCCAGAGCUUUGUAUGACUACCAGGCUGCAGAUGAAUCGGAGAUCAGCUUCGAUCCCGGUGAUAUCAUCACGCACAUCGAUCAGAUCGACGAAGGCUGGUGGCAAGGCCUGGCUCCCGAUGGAACGUACGGACUUUUCCCAGCCAACUAUGUUGAAUUGAUCUAAGGAAGGCACACGGAAUGGAUUUGAAUCAUUCGAAAAGUCAUCACAGUAACCAUGUCGUCGUGGUUCGUCAUUUCGUGUAAUUGUUUAGGAUUGCCAAGCCUGACUUCUGAGUUGUAUUUUUAUUCAUUAACCAUCAUAGUAUUGCAUUACUCGUAUUCGAUUAUUUCCCGCGGCAAUCGGAAGAUACCCAUUAACAUCACAUUAUAUAGGCAGCAAUGUUCGAAUUUGAUUCGUUCGUUCGUUCGUAACUUACAUAUUAAUGAUCGCAAUGUAGCAAGAGGAAAGACAAUUUAUCAUUAUCAUACAUGUUUUACACCCCGAUAGGAAUGAGAUCCUAGAUUUAACUGUUGUUAUUAGAUAAACUUUGAAAUUCUACUACACCCGCAAGGAUUAAUAAAGACCUUUUUCUCUUAUGCGACACGAGAAUUAGUAUCGAGCAAACAAA
Aedes aegypti (yellow fever mosquito) is the source of this 2149-nucleotide messenger RNA. It is a transcript of the gene Abp1, whose product is annotated as drebrin-like protein. Gene Ontology annotation, biological process: regulation of actin filament polymerization; postsynaptic actin cytoskeleton organization; neuron projection morphogenesis. Lineage: Eukaryota; Metazoa; Arthropoda; Insecta; Diptera; Culicidae. Bases 469 to 1704 code for a protein of 411 amino acids. The transcript is spliced from 5 exons. Gene Ontology annotation, molecular function: actin filament binding. The record is from RefSeq and is a predicted model, not a curated record. Gene Ontology annotation, cellular component: lamellipodium; site of polarized growth; cortical actin cytoskeleton.